AUGCGCGUUAGGCUUGAAGAUUACCCGUUCUUACUCGGCUUGCAGCGUAUCGACGGAGCUCUGGUCUGUGCGGCUGUUCUAAUAUCUAGCCGGUAUUCGAUGACAGCUGGUAAAUGCGUAGCGAAGCCAGGCGACUUGUUUCUUCCUGCUCCGAGCGGAUUUCGUUUGAUCGGCGGGAUCAGCAGAACCGACAGGCACGGUGUGAGCGAAAAUUUCGAAGUCCGCGUCCCCGAAAUGUUUUACGUCCAUCCCAACUUUUCACAGGGGCUUUUCACCUACGGGAUCUACCACAACGACAUUAUCGUCAUCGAAGUUAAAAAGCCUUUUCAAACAUCCCUCUUGAAGCCCGUAUCACGGUAUUUACCCGCUGGCAAUCCGAAUAGUAUGAUGUUCGCCGUCGAAUUACAAAAAGCUAUGAGAUACCUGUGCAUGGUCGUCGGUUGGCAAAAGGACUCGGUGUUCUCAAAAUACGAGUCGAUGAAGCUCGUCGGCCACGUGGUAACACUUAUUAAAAACACCGACUGUCUCGACUCAUUCUGCAAAUCUGGAAGCGAAUUGUGCAACGAGAAUCUGAAGAGUGAAGAAAGCCUGAUAUGCGGAUUGGCUGGUAGCAAAGCGGCUUCGUGCAACAUCGACUCAGCUGGGGUGUUGAUCUGCGAAGGGUCCUUCACAGGUUUUCUCUCCUGGAAGCCUAAAUGCGGCUUCUCACGCACCAAAGUGCCAAAUAUCUUCAACGCUUUUUGGCCUUCUGUGGACUUCUUUAAAAACUUCACGACCAACAUGGCGACCGUUCCGACACCAAGGUUUAAGUCGGGACUGCUUGCAGCCACUCCGAACGUGGAAAUGAAGCCAGAUGCAAGUAGUCACCAACGACCCUAG
Cimex lectularius (bed bug) is the source of this 879-nucleotide messenger RNA. RefSeq names its product snake venom serine protease HS112-like. The transcript has 2 exons. Gene Ontology annotation, molecular function: serine-type endopeptidase activity. Lineage: Eukaryota; Metazoa; Arthropoda; Insecta; Hemiptera; Cimicidae. The record is from RefSeq and is a predicted model, not a curated record. Gene Ontology annotation, biological process: proteolysis. Bases 1 to 879 code for a protein of 292 amino acids.